AUGAACUGGUUCAUUAAUGAAGUCAUGGAAGCCAAGGGUGGUUUGGUAUGGGUCCAGUUUUGGGAGAAGCUCAUUGGAAAGUGCUGCAAGAUGCAUCACCAGUACUAUCAGUAUAUUGGAUCCAAGAAGGCCAGAAACACUUGGUGGAGAAGGGUUUUGGUGGCCUGGGUUCUUUGUUCUGUGUUUGGUUCUUUGUGGAUCUUCCAUUACAUGAGCUCUCAAGCUACAGAGAAGAGGAAAGAGGGGUUGGGAAGCAUGUGUGAUGAGCGGGCUAGGAUGCUUCAAGAUCAGUUCAAUGUCAGUAUGAACCAUAUCCAAGCAAUGUCCAUACUCAUCUCCACCUUCCAUCAUGCCAAGAACCCUUCUGCUAUAGAUCAGAGGACAUUUGCGAGGUACACGGAACGAACUGCGUUCGAGAGGCCUCUUACCAGUGGUGUGGCGUAUGCGGUAAGGGUGCUCCAUUCGGAACGAGAGCGUUUCGAGAAGCAGCAGGGGUGGACAAUUAAAAGGAUGGAUAAAAUUGAACAAAGUCCGGUUCAUGAAGAUGACUAUGCUCCAGAAGACCUGGAGCCAUCGGCGACCCAAGACGAAUAUGCUCCCGUUAUCUUCGCACAGGAUACGAUUUCUCAUGUCGUUUCUCUUGAUAUGCUGUCGGGAAAGGAAGACAGGAAGAACGUUUUACGAGCUAGAGCAUCGGGAAAGGGAGUGUUAACAGCUCCAUUCAAAUUGAUCAAAACAAAUCGCCUGGGAGUCAUACUUACGUUUGCUGUGUACAAGAGAGAUCUUCCCUCGAAUGCCACUCCAAACGAGAGGAUUCAAGCUACAGAUGGAUAUCUUGGGGGAGUUUUUGAUAUCGAGUCGCUCGUGGAGAAGCUACUUCAACAGCUUGCAAGCAACCAAACCAUCCUAGUGAAUGUUUAUGAUACUACGAACCAAUCACACCCGAUCAGUAUGUACGGUAAAGACGUAUCAGAAGACGGGUUGCAGCAUGUUAGCCCGCUUAACUUUGGUGAUCCAGAUAGGAAGCACGAGAUGCGAUGCAGAUUCAAACAAAAACAACCAUGGCCAUGGUUAGCAAUAUCAACUUCAAUUGGCAUACUCAUUAUUGCAUUGCUUUUGGGGUAUAUAUUUCACGCAACCUUGAACCGUAUCACGAAAGUGGAGGACGAUUAUCACGAGAUGAUGGAACUCAAGAAACGGGCAGAAGCUGCUGAUGUUGCGAAAUCUCAGUUCCUUGCAACCGUGUCUCAUGAGAUCAGAUCCCCAAUGAACGGCGUUCUAGGGAUGUUGGAUUUGCUUAUGGACACAGGCUUGGAUUUCACCCAACAAGAUUUUGUUAGAAGUGUACAAGAUAGUGGAAAAGCUUUGGUGUCAUUGGUAAAUGAGGUUUUGGAUCAAGCAAAGAUUGAAUCUGGAAAGCUUGAGCUUGAAGCCAUUCCAUUCAAUCUGCAAGCAAUUUUGGAUGAUAUUUUGUCACUUUUUUCUGGGAAAUCUCAAGAAAAAGGAUUGGAGCUCGCAGUUUACAUCUCGGACAGCGUCCCCGAGAUGCUUGUCGGUGAUCCGGGAAGGUUUAGGCAAAUCAUCACGAAUCUCGUGGGGAACUCGAUCAAGUUCACAGAGCAAGGACAUAUAUUUAUCACAGUUAAUGUCGUUGAGGAGGUUCUUGAGUCGAUUGAUCUCGAGAUCGAGUCAUCAACGAAUAGCACGUUGAGUGGCUAUCCGGUUGCCAAUAGGCGUCUCAGCUGGGCUGGAUUUCAAACAUUGAGUCAAGACGGACCGACGGCUUGUCAUUUCCCGCCAUUGUCACCAGACCAUAUUAACCUCAUGGUAUCCGUGGAAGAUACAGGCGUUGGCAUUCCCCUAGAAGCGCAAUCACAUGUUUUCACUCCCUUCAUGCAGGUUCGACCGUCGACAUCUAGAACGCACGGAGGAACGGGUAUCGGGCUGAGUAUUAGCAAAUGUUUGGUUGGUCUGAUGAAGGGGGAGAUUGGUUUUGCAAGUGUACCUACGAUUGGCUCGACCUUCACAUUUACUGCGGUUUUCUCGAACGAGCCAAGUGAGUAUGACAAAUCCCAGCAAAUUAAGAACACUUCCAUCUCAGCGUCCUCGGCAUUUAAGGGCAUGAGGGCAUUAGUCGUGGACCAUCGACCGAUUCGAGCCAAAGUAUCGAGAUAUCAUAUUCAACGUCUUGGAAUAAACGUCGAGUUAUUACCUGACUUGAACCAAUGUGUGCAUACCACCAUGAUUGGUGGUUCAGCUAUCAAUAUGAUCUUUGUUGAGCAAGAUCUUUGGGAUAAGGAUAUGAGCAUAUCAGAUGUUCUUAUCCACAACUUGAGAAAUUCAAAUGGGGUUCCUCCCAAACUGUUUCUUCUUACUAACUCCAGCGAUAUAAUUUCUGAUGUACUAACUCCCAUACUCAUCUUAAAGCCCUUGAGGGCAGGCAUGCUCGCUGCCUCUCUACACCGGUUCAUGGGCGUCGGAAUUAAUCGCAACGGAGAGCUUCCUGUACACUCUCUCCAUCAUCUACUUCUCGGUCGGAAAAUUCUUAUCAUAGAUGACAAUAAGGUUAACCGUAUCGUUGCUGCUGGUGCUCUAAAACGGUAUGGAGCUGAUGUCGUAUGCAAAAACAGUGGAAUAGAUGCCAUCCGAUUGCUUACGCCACCCCAUCGAUUCGAUGCUUGUUUCAUGGAUAUUCAGAUGCCAGAAAUGGAUGGCUUUGAAGCUACACGAAGAAUUCGGGAAAUCGAAUGUCGUAUCAACGACAGUAUCGAAGUUGGAGAACAAUCAAAAGAAGCAUACGAAAAUAAAUGUAAUUGGCACGUACCCAUCUUCGCCAUGACUGCAGACGUAAUCCAGGCGACACAUGAGAAAUGUCUUCGGUGUGGGAUGGAUGGAUACGUUACGAAGCCAUUUGAAAUCGAUCGACUUUACCGAGAGGUUUCUCAGUUUUUCCACAGUACCUCAAAUGGAACUUUAUAGACAGAAAUCAUAUACUCCGGGUCUGUAGACGACACUGGCCCGCUCGGUCAGGCCGUACAGCAUAAGGGUGUACAUUACCUCCAAUCGAAGAUGAUAGACUUACGCUUAAUAUGAUGAUGCCAGGCAAGCCUAAGUUUUGUUGUAUAGUGUAAAUAGUAGACAGACAUAAGGUUGAUGGAGUUUUCAUCUCCGGACAAGUCGUUUUUCUAUGUCCCUCUGCUACGACCUGAAUUUGAUUUUGACGGCCGGCAUAGAUCGACCCGCCCACUAUUACAACGAAAAAAACCCUGCCCUUUUCCUUCGCUACUAGGAGAGUGCUACUUCUAUCAGCGCCGGAGCUUGAGUUGAAUUGAUCGUGUGUCAUGUGCAACGUCCAUUGAUUUAGACUCCUUCCCCCUUCCUAACUACGAAUAAGAUCGAGAAGAGCCCGAACCAAACCAAGAACGAAAACGAUUGUUCAGUACAAGUUACCAUAUCGGUCACUGAGGUUGUGAUGAUUUACAAGUUGCAGAUCAUGAGAGGGCCCUGAAAGGCAGUGUAGAUAUGAAUUUAGAUGGAAGAAUGUUGUGUGGCGACUGGAAGGGAAGCGGUUUGUAUAUUAAGAACAUGUUUGAUUCUCAUGUUUGGUUCAAGUGAAAAUCGGCCAAAACCUUAAUAAGAUUUGAAAAAAUUGAUCA
Molecule: messenger RNA, 3656 nt
Organism: Cucurbita moschata (crookneck pumpkin)
Lineage: Eukaryota; Viridiplantae; Streptophyta; Magnoliopsida; Cucurbitales; Cucurbitaceae
Product: histidine kinase 3-like
Exons: 12
Coding region: 1-2979 (992 amino acids)
Biological process (GO): phosphorelay signal transduction system; phosphorylation
Molecular function (GO): phosphorelay sensor kinase activity
Source: RefSeq, a predicted model, not a curated record